AUGGCAUUGCUGGUAAGUUGUCAGGGGCCACCAUCGGAUGAUUGUGAAAGAUCAUGUGGCAAUGUGAGUAUUCCUUUUCCCUUUGGUUUAACGGAAAAAUGCGCCUACAAUAGUAGCUUUCUCGUGUCAUGUAAUCGAUCAUCAUCUGGUGAUCCCAAACCUACCAUUAUGUUUAACCAGACUGAGGUUAGAUAUAUUUAUGCCACCAGAAGUGAAAUAGAGGUUAUGGGUGGUGUUGCCUAUGAUUGCUACAACACCUCUGGUCGAGUCAAAAACUUAACGAUAGUAGAAUCAUAUGAAAAUAAUUUAUUCUUGAUCUCAAACAAGAACAAGUUCGCUGCCAUUGGGUGUGAUACAUCUGCUCUUAUUACAUGGAAUAACAUGGAUAUUAGUUCAUGCAUGUUUGACUGUAAGAACGGUACUGGUCUCACAAAUGGAACUGGCUAUUGUGAAAUGAAGAUUCCAGAAGGGAUGCGUGCAUUGACUAUAGAAGUCGCUAGCCUUGAUAACCACACAGAAGUAGCACAAAUGAAUCCCUGUAGUUAUGCUUUCCUUGUGGAAGAAGGCAAGUACAACUUUUCUAAAACUGAUCUUCUUGAUUUCGGAGGUCAAGAGAUGAUGAUGCCACGUUUACUUGACUGGGCAAUUGGAAACAAGACUUGUGACGAGGUUGAUAAGGCAGCCGAUGAUUUCUUAUGUAAAGGAAACAGUGAAUGCGUUCAAGAAUAUGCUGGUCCUGGAUAUCGUUGUCGUUGCAAGCAGGGUUAUGAUGGCAACCCUUAUAUCAAAGACAACUGCACAAAUAUUGACGAGUGUAAAGCCGGAACUCAUAAUUGCAAAGGCGAAUGCAUUGAUAUUGAAGGAAGCUAUAGAUGCCCAUGUCCAAAUGGUCGACGUGGAGAAUACAUGAAAGAUAAGAGUACUUGCACUGCAAAGGGAUCACCCAUUAUACAGAUCUCUGUAGGUACCUCAGUUGCUGGUUUAUUAAUGCUUUUAUUAAUUACCUGGAUAUACUUGGAAUACAAAAGGCGUAAGAGUUUGAAUAUUAGAGAAAAGUUCUUUGAGCAAAAUGGUGGAAUGAUUUUGAAGAAAAGAAUUUCCGGGGAUAGAGGUCGUCGAAUUCAAGCUGAACUCUUCAAAGUAAAUGAGCUUCAGAAAGUAACCGACAACUAUGAUAAAAGAGAAGUUGGCACAGUAUUUAAAGGAGUUCUACCUGAUAAGAGAGAAGUUGCCAUAAAAAAGUUCAAGAUAGAUCAAAAACAAACUAUCCAAGUCAAGCAAUUUAUUAAUGAAUUGAUUAUCCUUUCCCAAGUCAAUCACAGAAACGUGGUGAAGCUGAUUGGUUGCUGCCUUGAAACAGAAGUUCCUUCACUAGUUUAUGAAUAUGUUCCAAAUGGCACCCUCUUUGAUCACAUCCACAAUGAAUGCAAGUCGAAGGCUAUUACUUGGAACAAACGACUGAAAAUAGCAACAGAGACAGCUGGAGCACUUUCAUAUUUACUCUACACAGCGACCGACCCAAUCAUUCACCGAGAUGUCAAUCCAAAAAAUAUACUGUUGGAUGACAAGUAUGUUGCAAAAGUAGCUUACUUUGGAGCAUCAAAGCUAAUUCCCAUGGAUCAGAAUGAAUUCGCAACAACGGUGCAAGGAACACAAGGUUACUUGGAUCCGGAGUACUCUGAAACACGCCAGCUGACAGAAAAAAGUGAUGUUUAUAGUUUCGGGGUCGUACUAGUGGAACUUUUAACGGGAAAGAAGAUUGUUAAUGAGCAAAACAAAACGCUUGUAACCAAAUCAUUUAUAGCUUCUCUAGAAAAUGAGACUCUAUUACUAGAGGUUCUUGAUAAAAACUUGCAACUAAACAAAGUUCCUCAAGAUAUCAUUCAAGUUUCAAAGCUUGCACAAAGAUGUUUACGCGAUAAAGGACGCGAAAGGCCUACCAUGAGACAAGUGGCAUUAGAGCUAGAACAAAUAUUGGCGGCAUCAACAAAUGACAAGCAUCCACCAGUGAAAAUUACUUCAAAUGAAGCAGAAACUAAAUGUUUUCUUGAUGGAGCAAGUGAAGACAAUGAAGACGAUUAUUACAGCAUCAGGCCGACUCCAGCAUCGUCCGAAACGGUCUAAUCAGUUCAGAUGGUCUCGGUCAAAAGUGGUCUCAAGUUUGGCUACUGGAAUCAAUAUCUACAGUGCUGAUCUCACGUGUGGAUUGUUGCCUGCUCUGGUCACCAUCAUUUUGUGAUUAGGUUCUGUCUCUUUAUAUAUGUUCCUGCACUUGGUCAUUAAUUAUGUGUUGCUUUCAUUAUAUAUACAUGUUUUGAUUUGCUUCUAGUGUGAGUGAUAUAUACAUUGUGUGUGUAACUAUGUAA
This is a messenger RNA of Erigeron canadensis, 2366 nucleotides long. RefSeq names its product wall-associated receptor kinase 2-like. Gene Ontology annotation, molecular function: polysaccharide binding; calcium ion binding; protein serine/threonine kinase activity. The record is from RefSeq and is a predicted model, not a curated record. Lineage: Eukaryota; Viridiplantae; Streptophyta; Magnoliopsida; Asterales; Asteraceae. The transcript has 3 exons. Gene Ontology annotation, biological process: cell surface receptor signaling pathway; protein phosphorylation. The coding region runs from base 1 to 2124 and encodes 707 amino acids. Gene Ontology annotation, cellular component: plasma membrane.